Messenger RNA from Paramecium tetraurelia, 530 nucleotides. RefSeq lists its product as uncharacterized. The record is from RefSeq and is a predicted model, not a curated record. Gene Ontology annotation, cellular component: cytosol. Gene Ontology annotation, molecular function: protein-folding chaperone binding; ATPase activator activity. The transcript has 3 exons. Gene Ontology annotation, biological process: protein folding; positive regulation of ATP-dependent activity. NCBI's taxonomy places the organism in Eukaryota, Ciliophora, Oligohymenophorea, Peniculida, Parameciidae.
AUGGACAAUUCAAAGAAGGAGCAUUCGUAUACUUAUUGGGUUAAAAAUGAUCCCAAUCAUCCUAAAAUUGAUUGUCAACCUAAAAAGGUAGAAGAUCCCUCUUAAGUUUAAUAACCUUAAACAAUCGGAUCACAAUGGAAUGUCUCAGGAACUUGGGAAGAGAAGAAAGUCCCCAUGAGUGAGAUCAAAAAAUCAUUAGAGAACAUUAUUGGAAUGAAAAUUGGGUAAACCAAGAUUUCAGCCGUAGAGUCAGUUGAAGGAGAAGCUCAUUUAUACUUGAGUCGAGGAAAAAAGAGAAUGGGUUAUCAUCUCAAAAUCACAUAUGCUCUAGAAGACGAUGGAUAAAUCAAAUAUACAGACUUUACAGACGAUGGAGAUAGAGAUUAUGUACUAGAAGAUGUCAAUGAUGAAACAGUCAAACAUCAAAUUGAAGAAUUGCAUGAUCAAACAAAGCAGUUUGUAGAAGUGUUUAAAAAUUGAUAUUGGUCUAUAUAUUUUUAAAGUUAUUUUACCUGUUUAAUAGUAAUCAA